Messenger RNA from Electrophorus electricus (electric eel), 2369 nucleotides. It is a transcript of the gene lmod2b, whose product is annotated as leiomodin 2 (cardiac) b. Lineage: Eukaryota; Metazoa; Chordata; Actinopteri; Gymnotiformes; Gymnotidae. Gene Ontology annotation, biological process: myofibril assembly; pointed-end actin filament capping; actin filament organization. Gene Ontology annotation, cellular component: cytoskeleton; striated muscle thin filament; myofibril. The record is from RefSeq and is a predicted model, not a curated record. Gene Ontology annotation, molecular function: tropomyosin binding; actin binding.
CCGCGACCGAGGGGUGAGCUCACGUUCUUUUUGUAACUCUGUGUGGUUGACUCCCACUGCCCAAAAAAGCAGCAUCAUCAGAGCCAGGCUUUGUGAGGUGGCCCCAGUGCGCUCUUAAAGCUCACAGCAGACAGGGUUAGUAAGGACCCUGGUGCUUGUUGCUGCCACACUCCCAACGCCCUCACUCUACUCACGCCCAGCUGGAGGUCAUGAGCACCUUUGGCUAUCGCCGAGAGCUCAGCAAGUAUGAGGACAUGGACGAGGACGAGCUCCUGGCCUCGCUCACGGCCGAGGAGCUCCGGGAGCUGGAGAAGGAGCUGGCCGACAUCGACCCAGACGGCUACGUCCCCGUCGGACUGAGGCAGAGGGACCAGACGGCUAAAACCCCCACUGGCACCUUCAGCCGGGAGGCUCUUAUGAAGUAUUGGGAGAAGGAGACGCAGAAGCUGAUGGAGAACGAGAGAAGGAACUCCUCCAGCCCCCAGGAUGGUCAAAGUCAUGAGACAGAGGAACGUGUGAGGGGAAGAAAUAGCUCCGAUUCAGAGGACGAGAGAGAAAGUGCAGAAGAGAGUGAAAAGGACAGAGGAGAACAGAAUCAUGAAGAAGAAGAAGAAGAAGAAGAAGAAGAAGAAGAAGAAGAAGAGAGUGAAUCAGAGGAGACUAGUAGUGAAGAUGAGGCAGACAGAGAUGGAGAUGAAGAUGCAGAGGAUAAAGGACAGAAAGACAUAAAGGAGAAUGUUCCAGAGCAGCAUCCUCCUUCACAUCACCUAUGUAAUGGCCACUCAGUCCUCAAAACACUGGAGCCCGUGAGAAGGAGUUCACCAGUGGAACCAACCGUCAGAGCCCAGCAAAGCACCCAGCUCUCGGGGAACCCCACCAUUGUGGAUGAGGCUCUGGAGAAGAUCCUCACCGACGACCCUGACACCAUGGAGGUCAACCUGAACAACAUCGACAACAUCUCACAGGAAACGUUGACCCAGUUCGCACAGGCACUUGAGUCCAACACGCACGUGCGCGUCUUCAGCCUAGCGAACACGCACGCCGAUGACCACGUGGCCUUUGCCAUCGCCAAGAUGCUGCGUGCGAACUGUCACGUGACCAACCUCAACAUCGAGUCCAACUUCGUGACGGGGAAGGGCGUGCUGGCCCUGGUGCAGGCACUCAUGCACAACAGCACGCUCACCGAGCUCCGCUUCCACAACCAGCGGCACAUGUGCGGAGGCCAGGUGGAGAUGGAGAUGGUGAAGCUCCUCCGAGACAACACCACCCUGCUCAAGCUGGGCUACCAGUUCGACCUGCCGGGCCCACGCAUGACCAUGACGGGCAUUCUCACGCGGAACCAGGACCGGCACAGGCAGAGGCGCAUGCAGGAGCUCCGCCGGCAGGGCGGUGCCACCACGCCCCUGGAUGGCCGCGCGGGCGCGCUGCAGAAGAGCACGCCCGUGUCGUCACCUUUCACCUCGCCCUGGUGCUCUCCGCGGCUACCACGCCACGAUGCGGGCAAAAAGAACUUGCCUCCGGCCCCUCCGCCGCCCCCGCCGCCCCCUCCUCCACCUCCACCUCCACCCAAAGCCCAAAGCAUCCCUGAGAAGAAAACCCCCACCAGAACGAUUGCGGAGGUGAUCAGACUCCACGAGGCCGGAUCCACGAAGAUACGAGCGGCUCCGGUCACGGGCAAGAAAUCGCGGAAGCGUCCAAAGGAGAAAGAGAAGGACGGUGUCCUGAAGGAGCUGAAGACGGCGCUAAGGCCCAUCGCUGAGCGGGACUUCCCCAGACCGUCCACGCCACAACGAUCGGCACACGAUCAACUCAUGGCUGAUAUCCAAGCAAGCAGCAUCAAAUCUCUGAGACGGGUGGAGGUUCCUCAACAUCUCCGGUAACAUGCCCAGACUACGCUGGACCAAGAACAAAGGGGUGGUGUGUCAAAUAUCAUUUCCAGACAUCCCACCAAACGGCCCCUGUUCAAGAGUAACAGGUGUCCGUGUAAAUGUGUUGGCUUGCUGUUAAGAACCAUCUUACAUUUUUACAGUUCAGUCACACGACGGUAAUCGCCUGCACCGAGUGUGUCUUGUUUAUCCUGUUCCUUGCUCCUGUCUGGAGUUUCCCUGAUACAUUACAGGACGUCACUGCAUAAAGGAUCUAGACAGACAACUGGAAAUGGAAAGGCCUGGAUAUAUAUACUUUAUUCUUAUUUUGACACUAGUGACACCAAGGGUUCUUAUUGUUUUAUAGAGUUGAAGUUUUUUUGAGGUCUUUACACUGAUCAGAACAAUGUAAUGUCAUGAGAUUCAUUUAAAUUUCAUAUUUUUGUUUGUAUAAAUGUAAAUAGUUGCUUUGAUGUGGAAAAUUAAACGUUUUUCAUUUGAUUA